CAGAGCUGACUGUUAGCAAUGUUCUUAUCGACAUGUUGUCGGUUCAAUGAUAAGAAUAUCAACAUUCAACAUGAACAUAGCCUUCUCAUGUAAGGUGUCGGGGCUCGGGACCGGUUUAUGGUAUCACAGAUUAAACAUAGUCGAUAAAUGAGGGUAAAUAAAUACGUGGUCUAGUGAAAAGUUUGGUCCAUGCAAGUCAGUCAUCAUCACCAAGUCAAAGUUGAUACAUUUUGGUUUAGUGGUUUGGUUUUUGGUUUGAGUCAUCGGUUUGAUUUAUACAAAUUAUGUCAUCCUGCUCUAAAGAUAUUUAAUGUUUGUUAAAUUAGUAGGGUUACUGCGCCCAAAGUGAGUAGGAAUACUUGUAAAGUAGCCUUAUACAAAUACUAUUGCAUUUUAGAUAGGCCAAACUUACUUGGAAGGAGGCAUAUCUUAAUCUUCAUCAUCAUCAGAGGAAGAGGUAUAUGAAUAUAUCAACUAAGGGCUUAUUCUAUCAGAUGUAUUAGUCCCUCCAGAGAUUCUUAGAUUCUUGGAAGGAGGCAUGUCUUCAUUUUCAUCAUCAGAGGAGGAAGAGGCAUUUGAAGAUGUCAACAAUGGGCUAAUUCUAUCAGAUAUAUUCUUCCCUACAGAGAUUCUUCUGAAUAUAUUGAUUUUUGUCAGCUGGAAAGAUUUGCUAGCUUGUCGAUCAGUAUGCCAAACUUGGAAGAGAAUAAUAGAUUCAGUGGUGUCAUUCGAGAAGUUGAAGAGAUAUAGUUUAAAAGAAUUAAGGGAAAGUUUUACCCAUACCCUUCCCACAAUCAAGUCUGACUGUGUUCCUUUUUAUCUAUACUUUGCUAUCAGCAAAGGUGCUUUUGGAAAUAAUCUCUUAAAGAACGCUUUUGGCUCAGGAGAUGAUCCACAUGUUUGCGAGCGGGACCAAAAUGCAUGGAGAAAUUUCCAGUUUAGAAGCAACAGAAGUGCUACUGGGGAAUCCAGCUAUGUCAAUGGCUUAAUCUGUUCUCAGAAAGAGUGUCCAAGAUACUUGCACUGGGGUGUGUUGUCAUCAGAAGGUAACGGUUGGUCUGUAGAAGUAGAGCCCACAGGAUCUGAGCCUCUUCCCGCCCACCUUCCCGGCCGCUCUUGCUUUACCACGUCUUAUGGUUGGUGUAUCAAAGAACAAUUAAUAACAUUGGAAGGACACAGUCUCAACUCGUUGAUUAUGGAUCAGAUUCAACCUCAGCUUGAUGUUUCUGAGUGGUAUGCAAGACGCUGGGAUUGUGGUAUUAAAUACAAAUUAGAAGUUUCAUUGCUUGAUAGUAAUAAGCAAGUUCUACACACAUUUGAAGAAGAAACUGGGGAUUCUCUACAAGACAACAAUUGGCAUCAGGUAUCUCACAGUUUCAAGGACUAUGGCCCAGGAGUGAGGUACAUAUUAUUUCGUCACUGUGGAAGAGACAGUCAGUUCUGGGCUGGCCACUAUGGCAGCAAGAUGGCUGGAGGUUCAGUCAUUGCUCGCAUCCCGUCCUCCCAGUUUGAAAAAACUUGUGAUUCUAUUUCUCUAGAUUAGGUUGAUCAUCCUCAAGCAAAGUGGUUGUCAGAAAAGCUGAUUCAUUAACAGAACAAAAUUUGUUAAUCAUUACUUAUUUAUGGCUGUUAUUACAUUUUAACUACCCAAAUAUUAAAAUUAAUUGAAUGUUAUACUUAUAAUGUGGAAGGAGCUGUAUUAUAUUAAAUAUAUUUAAUAAAUCUUU
Molecule: messenger RNA, 1727 nt
Organism: Macrosteles quadrilineatus (aster leafhopper)
Lineage: Eukaryota; Metazoa; Arthropoda; Insecta; Hemiptera; Cicadellidae
Product: F-box only protein 6-like
Exons: 6
Coding region: 539-1543 (334 amino acids)
Biological process (GO): glycoprotein catabolic process; SCF-dependent proteasomal ubiquitin-dependent protein catabolic process
Cellular component (GO): SCF ubiquitin ligase complex; cytoplasm
Molecular function (GO): ubiquitin protein ligase activity; protein binding
Source: RefSeq, a predicted model, not a curated record